Molecule: messenger RNA, 658 nt
Organism: Geodia barretti
Lineage: Eukaryota; Metazoa; Porifera; Demospongiae; Tetractinellida; Geodiidae
Source: the annotation of a GenBank genome assembly
UGGGUGUAGCAGUCUAGCUAGAGAAAAUAGCUAGCAAUUUGGCUGCAGCAGCGGUUUAUGCAGGCUCGUGACGAUGGGAGAGAACGACAAUGUCAUAGCCAUCAAGAUAUUCUUCUCGGAGUCAGCGCCCUUGUUCUGCAAACUUGUACUGCAGAAAGUAGCGACGCGAGUCUAUGACAAAACCCAAGAUGCAUCGUGGAAGAUAGUUCUGUACGAGCAGUGGGUGGGGAACCCGGAGCGAGUCCUGGCAGGCAACAGCUACGUCCAAGAGACCAGGGCCAUCCGCAAUCCUGUUCCCAACAACAUCACUUUCAUUGAGGUCAUAGCAAACCAGAAAUGCAGCGAGUUCAGCAAGCCUGCAGUGGAUGCAGCCGUGGAUCAACUGAAGGAACUGUUCCCCCAUGAGUAAGUUUUGCUCACAGAGUAUGUUAUUUAUUUCCUGAGUAUUAUCUUGGAGUGUGGGGCUCUUCUGCAUGCAUUGAGGUUCCAAAACCAAAGAAGCCACUCCUUAGUCCUGUGAAAAUAACACAAUUGCUGGAGUGUUAAACUGCAAUACAUGGUCUCCUAGAAUAACCUCCCCUGAUUGCCCUGAAAAAUUAUCGUUAGCUAUAAUUAUUAGCUAUUUAUAAUUAUGCUUAUUUUACUUUCCCCAGCGUAC